Molecule: messenger RNA, 1595 nt
Organism: Anopheles arabiensis
Lineage: Eukaryota; Metazoa; Arthropoda; Insecta; Diptera; Culicidae
Gene: dmrt93B
Product: doublesex- and mab-3-related transcription factor A2
Exons: 5
Coding region: 640-1512 (290 amino acids)
Biological process (GO): regulation of transcription by RNA polymerase II; sex differentiation
Cellular component (GO): nucleus
Molecular function (GO): RNA polymerase II cis-regulatory region sequence-specific DNA binding; DNA-binding transcription factor activity, RNA polymerase II-specific; protein binding
Source: RefSeq, a predicted model, not a curated record
GAUUAGUGAGGAAGACCCGAGCCGAACUGAGCGAGGCCGGUCGGGAUUGUCGGUUAUUGCGGCGUGUGUGUGUGUGUACGUUUGUUUGCCCGAUGGCAACAAAAUCACAGUUCAUUUAGGGUGCAAUUUUCGCUAAUCGAGUGAGACGAUAAAGACGGUAAACAGGUCGCACCGGUCGCACCGCGGCAAACACGGGCAGCGAAAAAAGGAAAGCCACGGACAGGCGGCAUUAGCUGAUAUCGGAGAAACUGGGAGAAGUGUGUAUUACACACCAUGAUACAGACAGCUGUUAUCUAUCGGUUUAGUCGUUCGGAAAUCUGGUAACCGAGGUUUAAUCGAAAGCAGAUGGAGUUGGCAAGCGCACGAGACAAUGAUACGCUCAAUAGAGUACGCGUGAAGAAGUCGCGUAAUGUGAAGCGUAAACUGAAAUAUUUGGGAAUUCAUAGGAAAUUUCAUAAUAGCAACAUUUCCAAACUGAACGACCCAUCCACACCCCAUUUCGGACCCACGGAUUACGGAUCAAGUUCUUGUUCCACUCGCGCUGAAACGACACGUUCGAUUCUCUUCGAUACUUCUGGUGUCGGUCGGUGGCGGUUUGUACUUGUGUCAAUAUCGGUCAAUUGAGUGAGCAGCAGCAGCAUGAGCAGUGCUUCAUCCGGUAGAAUCACCAGCAGCAGCAGCAGUAGGCCAUGCGGCAGUUCCACAGGCAGUAAUGCGAUGAACGGUGUUGGAUCGAAUUUUCGUGUGCCGAAAUGUGCACGGUGCCGGAAUCAUGGUGUCAUCUCGGGAUUGCGUGGACACAAAAAGCUAUGCUCGUACCGGAACUGCCGAUGCGCCAAGUGCGAAUUGAUUCUGUCACGGCAAAAGAUUAUGGCUGCACAGGUUGCACUAAAACGCCAACAAGCGGUCGAAGACGCCAUCGCAUUGCGAUUAGCGUCCACGGAGACUGGCACACAGCUGGAAGCGUUACCACCUGGCAAAAUUUACGGUAUGACCGUCACGGAGCCAUGUCCCUCACCGUCACCCUCUUCCUCUACCGCCUCCGUCGAUGUUAUCUCUUCAACGUCGUCGGACGGCCUUGGAGGAUUCGAAACACCCGAAGAUGUGCGGCUGAGCAGACCGAAAGCCACUGGAAAUGUGACCGUGUCACAGAACGCACUGGACAUGCUUGCAAAGCUAUUUCCACACCGCAAACGUUCCGUGCUGGAGCUCAUCCUGAAGCGGUGUGAUUCUGACCUACUGAAAGCGAUCGAGCAGUGCAGCCAGACGCAGAAUAUUAGCGCCUUUAAGCCGCCAACUCCAACAGCACCGGUCACAACUGUAGCAGCGCCAAGCACUAGCACCACAAUGACCCAACCUCCGAUCAGUCCGAACGGUUACUCCCCAUUCAUUGCGUAUCCAAAAUGGCUGUUACCGAUGUCCAUACCGGUGUCCUUCAGUCAUAUUGCACCCAACCUGGCACCGCGGUGCACUCUUCCCAACUGUGUGAUGUGCGUUCAUCAUCCGAUGUAACGUUACUCGUUUUUAUGCUAAUAAUGGUUCGAUUGUGCGUAAGAUUUGCAUUUGAUAUUGAAAUAAAAUUACCAAAGAUUGUG